AUGCUUCUUUAUCCGCCCGUUUGUGGUCAUUAUGGUCUCUCUCUCUCUUUUCCCCCCUCUUUCUCUCCCUCACUCUCUCCCACGCUCUCCCCCCUCUCUCUUUCCUCUCUCUCUCUCCCCUCUUUAUACUAUAUCUCUCCCUCUCUCCCCCAUUGCCUCUCCCCUCUCUCUCUCCACCAUGUCUCUCUCCACCCUCAUUCUCCCACUUUCUCCUUUCCCUCUUUCUCCCAAUCUCUCACCACCCUCUCUCUCCACCAUCUCUCUUCCCACUCUCUCUCCCCUCCCUCUCUCCACUCUCUCUUUUCCCCCUCUCCUCUCUCUCCCCCACUUUCUACCCUCUCCCUCUCCACUCUCUCCCCUCUCUCUCCACCCUCUCUCCUCACCUCUAUACCCCCUCUCCCUUUAAAUCCCUCAAUCUCUCUCCAUCCUCUCACUUCUUCUCUCUCUCCCACCCCAUACCCCACUCUCUAUCCCCUCUCUCUCCACCAUGUCUCUCUCCCCCUCUCCCCUCUCUCCCUCUCAAUCCCCCACUCUCUCUCUCUUGACCUGCCAGUUAUGAAAAAUCAUUCUCAAAGAUUCUUAACGAUGCUUUAUCUUCUAAAAUUUUUCUCUUCUCUCUCUCUCUCUCUCUCUCUCUCUCUCUCUCUCUCUCUUAUUCUCGCACAUUUUUUCUUACUUUUUUCUUCUUGCUUUUCUCCUUUUCUUUUAUUUUUCUGA
Molecule: messenger RNA, 717 nt
Organism: Acanthosepion pharaonis
Lineage: Eukaryota; Metazoa; Mollusca; Cephalopoda; Sepiida; Sepiidae
Source: the annotation of a GenBank genome assembly